AUGUCGGAACAUAUCUUUUAUAAUGUUUCUCCCGCUAAAAGAAAGCACGAAUACGUUAAUGAAACUACUAACAUUCUAACGGAGAACAAUUCACCAAAAAGACAGUGUUCAGUUUAUAUCUCGGUUGAAGGAGAACUUAAUAAUACAUUAUCAAUUAAGAAACCAUCUCGUGUUGAUUCUCACCUACUUCAUUCUCUUUUCGAAUUUUCAGAUAAUCUUUCUGAUUUCGAUGAAAGCCCUAAGGCCGAGUCACUCAAUUCUCAUGCAAUAUCAAUGCAAGAGGCUAGAGACAAUGAAAAACCUGUAAACCAAGUUCCUGAUGCCCAGUUAGCCAAUUCAAAACCAAUACUUUUGAAUAGUUCUGACAGAAUUUUACGAGAAUCUAACCGCUCUAAGGCCAAUGAAAAGCAAGAAAAUAUUUCUGGAACUCAGUUGGCAGAUAAAGGAUCCCUAUUAUGCGGUACACCUGCAAAAUCUUCAAAAUUUGAUGGUUUUUCCACAGCAAAUGGAAAACCUGCAAAAAAAAUUUCGGACGCACAACGAGCGUAUGCAGAAUCAAUAUUUUCAAGUAAUUCUAAUAGGAUUAUGCAAGAAUUAAAUAGUUGUACGCCUCUAGCAGAUACAGAGUUGGUAGUAUGCAAUACUCUUAUGGAGUCUCCAAAAUUCAGUGGUUUCUUCUCCGGAAGUGGGAAACCUGUAACGAAAAUUUCUGAUGCUCAAAGAGCAUAUGCAGAAUCAAUAUUUUCAAAUAAUAUUUUGCAAGAAUCAAAUAGUUGUAACGCCAAAGAAAAACAAGAUGAAAAUAUUACUAAAGAUCAACUAGCAGACUCUGAAUCUUUUUUCCGGAAUAAUCCUAGAAAUUCUUCAAAAUUUGGCGGUUUUUGCUCAGCAACUGGAAAACCUGCAAAGGAAAUUUCUGAAAUGCAACUCGCAAAAGCAAGAGCGCAAUUUGAAGUAACGAAACUUUUUAAUGAUGAGAAACUUAAUGGAAAUCUCAAUACGCCAGCUUUUAAUGAAACGUCAAGUAAUCCUUCCAAUGCAAUUUCUGAUUUGCCAAAAACAAGAAAUAUUAAGGAUUCUGAAUCUUCUACUAGACCAUUAAUGCUCAAUACGCCAAUCAAAACUCCUAUUAGAUCACAAACUAAACAAUUGCAAACAUCAUCAAUCAGUAAUUCAAAAAAAUCUUUCACUACUCCAUACCAAAUGAGGAUUGGGAAUUUUACUCCAUUGCAAAGCAAUAGAAAAAUUCAUAAAAAUUCUUUGCAAUUGAAUACGCCGCCCUCGAGUGGUCUACGUAAGAAUUUAUAUCCAAUUUUACAAAAUCGAGUUCACCAUACGCCAACUCCCACGCCAAUAAAUACUAACAAGUCUCAUAUUGAGAUAUAUUAUCAUGUAAUUAUCUUACUAAUAUUAAAACUGGCAGCAUCUGGUUCCCGAGUGAGACUACGAGAAAUUGUUACUCAACAUCCGUUAAGCUAUUCAGAGUCUACUUUAUUGAAGCUUGGGAUAAAAUCGGAAAUAAUUCAUAUGACUUCUGAGAACGCCAUAACUUAUCGUUUUCAAAUUUCGGAAAAUAAUGAAUCUACUUGGGGAUUUAAAGAAGCAAAAGAUGAAUUAAUUCAAUGUGGAGCAGAUCCUGAAUUGAUUGAUGAAACAUGGGUAAAAAAUCAUUACGGUUGGAUUUUAUGGAAAAUUGCAAGCAUGAUUCGAUCAUUCCCUGAAAUAUUUCAAGGUUGGUGGUGUCCAACUAAAGUUAUUGAACACUUACGAUACAGAUACGAAAAGGAAAUCAACUGUGCACAUAGGUCUGCUUUGAAAUUAACAAUCGAGAAAGAUGGCUCUCCUUCCUGGCCAAUGAUUUUAUGUGUAUCUGAUAUUUACGAAGUUGUAUCCUCAACGAUAUCUUCACAACUGCCACCUGAAACGAUAACCAAUAGUGUGGUAAAGAAUGGACUGGUCUUAACGGAUUCGUGGUACAAGAUUCGCGCUUCCAUCGACCCACCAUUACAACGGGCUAUCAAUUCCAAAAAAUUGCGCAUUGGCUGCAAAAUAGAAAUCUGCGGAGCCAAACUUAAAGGAGGUGAAGAUGCAAAGCCAGCGCUUGAAGUUGAUGAUUCUACACACCUUAUAUUAUCAGCUAAUUCUACUAGACUCGCGAUGUGGGACGCGAAAUUGGGCUACAGCAACAAGAAGCCAAGAAUGUCUUUACGUUCUCUUGCCCCUGACGGGGGGUUUAUUCCUGUUCUGGAUGUAAUCAUUCUUCGCAAAUAUCCAAUGUUAUUUCGAGAAACUUUCAAAGAUAAUAAACCCGCCAUUAUACGCUCGGAGGCUGAGGAGGAGCUAGAAAUAAGGAAGUAUGAGGAAAAAAUUGAUAAAGAAAUUCCGUAUUUAAUUUCUGAAUAUCAAAAAUCAAAUACUGUAAACAAAACUCAUACUACCAUAAAUCUUAAAAGUAUCGAAGAAAACCUAUCGACAGCAGAAAUUUAUGAAUUAUUACAAGAAGAAGUGGAACCUUCUAGGAUUUGGAAUACUCUAAGUGCUCGACAAUCACAAUCCCUUCAAGAUUUCAUUUUGUCGAAGGAACAAGAAAAAUCCGAAGAGAUGAGAAAGUGGAUUUUGGAGAAGCUUGAAGAAAAAGAUUUUCAUCGUAAUGUGGUGCAUUUCUUUAAAGUAAGCAUUUGCGAUUAUCCAAUUUUCUCGAAGUCCGAUGAGAGGUUGGCAACUUUGACGAUAUGGAAGCCUGAUGAUGCCAUGUUUAAUAGGAUUCAGGAGGGCCGACGAUAUUUGAUAUAUAAUGUUACGACGCCGAAUUCCCAAAGAUAUCCGCUAUAUCUCGAAACCCAUAUACGAUUGAAUUCAAUGGGACACUCAACAGCAUUUAAGGAAGUAGCGUUGGAUCCGAAAAAGUUAGAAGUAUCAAGAUAUAAACCAAGAAGUAUUACGCCUUGUAGCGAACUUUGGAAAGCACAAAAUUAUGAUGAAUUUGAUCUCGUUGUUUGCAUUUUAGGGGCUUGGGAACCUAAAUUAAGUGUACAAGCUGACGGCAAAGAAGUUCAAGUGCAAGCAAUAAUGGUAACUGAUGCUAGCGAACAAUUAACACUUAUCGAAAUAAACAUUUUUUCUCGAGCAAUCAUCUUCAAGCCAAAAACUAUUAUCUUCCUAAAGAAUUUAAGUUAUCGUAAAUGCGAAUAUCAAUUUGGAAUUCAUUUUCUCUCCACCACUAAUGAAACUCAAAUCAAAAUUUCUCCUCAUGAGAAUUAUGCGAAAUUUGCUAUUAAAGAUUUGUACACGUGGGUUCAAAAAAAUAUGCGGAUAUUUGAGAAUUUGCGUUCAACUGCAGAGGAUAUUGGUGGUCCUGUAUUGGACGCAAUCUAUUACAGAUAA
This is a messenger RNA of Ambispora leptoticha, 3384 nucleotides long. NCBI's taxonomy places the organism in Eukaryota, Fungi, Glomeromycota, Glomeromycetes, Archaeosporales, Ambisporaceae. The record is from the annotation of a GenBank genome assembly.